Messenger RNA from Carcharodon carcharias (great white shark), 6826 nucleotides. It is a transcript of the gene ip6k1, whose product is annotated as inositol hexakisphosphate kinase 1. Bases 622 to 1914 code for a protein of 430 amino acids. NCBI's taxonomy places the organism in Eukaryota, Metazoa, Chordata, Chondrichthyes, Lamniformes, Lamnidae. The transcript is spliced from 7 exons. Gene Ontology annotation, cellular component: cytoplasm; nucleus. Gene Ontology annotation, biological process: inositol phosphate biosynthetic process; phosphatidylinositol phosphate biosynthetic process. Gene Ontology annotation, molecular function: inositol hexakisphosphate kinase activity. The record is from RefSeq and is a predicted model, not a curated record.
UUGCUUUAGGAUAGCUGUGUUUGUCACUUAGAGCUGUUAUUCAGUACCCAACCUGAUUAAAAUGUGGCCUGUGGAGUCACAGGCCUUGAUGGGGGUGGUGGUUAAAGGUCAACAUUACUCUGAGGCAAAUAAAAACUCAGCUAGUAUUUGUAUGUUUGAUCAGGGAUAUUAAUUGAGGUCAGGGUUAGCCUGGCUUUGUACUCAUAGUCUCUUUACCUAGUGCCAGUCCUACUAACCCUACAGCGCUAGUGAACUUCAGCACCAAGUUGCGUAGCUGGAUGAUUCUCCCUUCAGAAAGAAAGCUUUCCAGAACCUCGAGGUGUUCCGGCCAAUUGACUACUUUCACUGAGCGAGACCAGUUAGAAUGCCCUUGUUGCAGCCCUACUUGCCAACUCAGCAAAGUACCUGUUGGUGACGGUGACAUUUCUACUCUAUGGUUCCGUUCCAUGCUGGACUUUUGGGAAGUGAACAUUGCACAAGACAGCUGCGGAGUUUGGAGUUGCUCUUCCCUGACACUCAUUGGUCCUGGGGCUGGCCCUCUGGCCCAUAUACACACCCCCAACAAAGCCAGGCCUAUGCACUGUGCUCCAUGUCUCCUCUGAGCUGCGGCCCAGUAACGCAAUGUGCCUUUUGGACACCAUGGAAGUGGGGAAAUAUGGUAACAACACAGUUCCAGAGAGAAGCAAAGGAGUACUCUUGGAGCCUUUCAUUCACCAAGUUGGCGGACACACUAGUAUGAUGCGCUAUGAUGAUCACACUGUUUGUAAACCCCUCAUCAGUCGAGAGCAGAGGUUCUACGAGUCACUGCCACCAGAAAUGAAAGAAUUUACUCCAGAGUACAAAGGUGUUGUGUUGGUAUGUUUCGAAGGAGGUCGUGAUGGUUACAUUAACCUGGUUGCGUACCCAUAUGUGGAAAGUGAAAAUUUAGACCAAGAUGAAGUUCAAGAAAGGGAACAACCUCGCAGGAAACAUUCACGGAGAAGCCUUUACCGGUCAACUAGUGGUAGUGAGAACCUGAUCCAGAAGGAAGAUUCUGACAAUGCAGAGAGCACUCAGGAGAUGAAGAGUCCAAGGGUGGAGCUGCAGGUUCCAUCGGACAUUCCCUUCCAAAUGCUGGAUAGCAACAGUGCACUGAUUUCAGAGAAGAUCAGCUUCAACCCUUGGAGUCUACGUUGCCAUAAACAGCAGCUGAGUCGCAUGCGUUCAGAAUCAAAGGACCGGAAACUCUACAAGUUUCUGCUCCUGGAGAAUGUGGUUCAUCAAUUUGGAUAUCCUUGUAUUCUGGACCUAAAAAUGGGGACCAGGCAGCAUGGAGAUGACGCAUCUGAGGAGAAGGCAGCACGUCAGAUGAGAAAAUGUGAGCUGAGCACUUCGGGAGCACUGGGUGUGCGAGUGUGUGGAAUGCAGGUGUAUCAGUUAGACUCAGGGCAUUACGUGUGCAGGAACAAGUACUAUGGUCGCAGUCUUUCCAUCGAAGGGUUUGGCAAAGCUCUGUAUCAGUUCCUGCACAAUGGCAGUUACCUACGUGUGGACUUGUUUGAUGUUAUUCUGCAGAAACUUCGUAGCCUCAAGGAGGUUCUGGAGAAGCAAGCUUCUUACCGCUUCUACUCCAGCUCUUUGUUGAUUAUCUACGAUGGAAAGGAGCGGAAGGCAGAUCAGCGACACAAACCCACAGGUGCAAUGAACCAAGACAACCUGCAGGAAAGCACCGGCUCCUUGCCAUCCUCAUCUUCCUCCUCGACCAGCACUCAGGACCUGCCGAAAAUUGAUGUGCGAAUGAUAGACUUUGCCCAUAGCACAUUCAAGGGGUUUCGGGAUGAUCAAACUGUGCAUGACGGACCUGACAAAGGUUAUAUCUUCGGACUGGAGAAUCUCAUUAGUAUCCUAGAAGAGAUUCAACUCCAGAAUCAGUAGCAUAUUCCAAACUGUUCCUAUUUCUUUACCUAUUACUCGGGGGGGAUAGGUGCUGACCUCUCCCUCUCAAGCACAUACUUAUGACUGCUUACUCUGAUACUCAUCGCAGCGAUGACGCCACAGAAAAAAAUACUGUCAACUUCUGGCAAAUUGCUAGACAAAAAGCGAGUUUGUUGUUCAAACUGUUUGUUAUAUCCCAAUGUAUAAAACUGUUACAUAGUUACAUGGAGCAGCACUGCCUGUACUGACACUAAUGCAUCUUGUAAAGGGAGCAAUGCCAUUCACUUACUGUGGCCUGCCAUACAAUGACAGGUGCCAAUGUGGGGGGCACCCACUCGGUACCAAAGCAGCAUGCAGGCCAGGUAAUUCUCAUACUGCUCCCAAAGACCAAGACUGCAUGGAUUGCUGUAUAUUUGUAAAUGCUGGGACAAAUGUCCUCAUUUACGACCACCUGAAUGUGUGAAGGACUCCAUAAUUUAACACUCAGGUUCUUUAGCUGACAGGUGUGCGGGUUUGUUUUGAAUUUCACUCCUUCCCUUGAAUAUUAUUCCCUUCAGUACCUUGCCAGGGGUAAUCUCUCACUGUCCAGCGAUUUAAUGCACAGAGCCUGUGGCUCAUCUGCUCCUUGGAAAGCUGUUGCACAUUCUACGGAAGACAGAUCAGAGUAGCGUCCCAAGAGUCGGAUUAUGGACCAACGCUGGAUUACUGCAAAGGACUGUGCGUAACAGGGUUAGAGCUUCGUACGGGUGUUAGUUACAAGUAUCGCAAAGCAAGGCUCUUCUCCUAGCUAGCGCAAUCUUUCCUUUUCAACACUGGAUGAGUGAGCAGACAGAAAAUAAAUAAGCUCAGACUGUAACGGACUUCCAGUGAAUGUAACCAGAAGUAGCGGAAGUGUGGGAGCCAUUUCCCGUUGCUCAUUCCCAGAAGGAUCUGGCUUUCACCUGUUGUACAUGUAGUUGCUUAUUUCUGUCCUGCUGAUUCAGUGGAGACAUUUAGUAAUUUGUAGGAAAGCACAUUGACACAAAGCAGGUGUGUUUAUAAAACUGACCUGUAAGCUGUUCCUAAUAUAAAGCUCUUAUGUUGCCAUCCUUUUGUUUGAAUAUGUUAACUUUACACAUCUUUGCUUACAAGUAUUUGCAGUAGUUACAAGUUUCAAACUAAUUCUACUGUGUAAUUUUUAAGAUUGCUAUUUUGUUACGUUGAUCCCAAAUCUUUAUUUUUGUUUAUCGAAGUGUAUGUUCUAGUCUAGACCAUGAAGUACUGAGAGCCCUGGUUUACAAAUGCUGUCCAUCCCUUAAAGCUGCAGUAUCUCUUUUGAGUGACAAAUUCAAGAAAAGCUAAAACCUGUGGCACUUUUCUCCAGAAUAAGGUACCAGUUGACCGGCAGAUGGCCUGGAGCAUUGGUCCAUGUGGCCAAGGUUAGAGAGUGCAGUUGUUUGAGACCGAUGAACGUGAAUAACCAACCCCCCCCCCCCCCACCCCCGAGUGCUGCCUGCUCAGACUCUAGGUUUGAAUUCAAACUCCUGUGUAAGCAUUUUAUUGUGAGCUCAUAGCACACUUGGAGUUGCACAGUGUAUUGUGUCUACUUGCAUCUAAGAAUAUGGGCAUGUGCUGAUUUGGAGGGCAUAGCAUUUUUCCUUCCCCUGGCAUCGAACGUUUGCAUGCCAAACUUCCAAAGGGAAAGUGGAUUUACAAAAUUCCACACUCCUUUUUUUAAGCCGUGAGCAAGGUUUUAUAUCAAGCUCCUGGUAUUAUUCUGACCCUGCCAGUUGGUUAAUAAACUAUGACCCUAGGCUGGGACCUGUGACGGGGUGAAUUGUACGUAGCGUGCAAAUGAUAUAUGGAACACACCAGAGAGAUGCAGGAGCCUGCAGUAUCUGCUGGAGAGGCCUGUGGAGAAGUUUCCAGCUAAAAUAACACUUGUAAACAGUUUACAGGAAAUCUUUACUGAUUCACUUGACCCUGUUUGACCAGAUGAUUGGACCAUAAUUCACUCCAGUGAUUUCAUUCACUAGAAAUGGAUUCAGCUUGGUGAUUCUCACAGCUGAUUUGAAGUGAGCCAUGGAGCAGAGCAGUGAAGAAUGUUCAUGUGUGGUAGGCAGAAGAAACUGAAAUUUAAGCUAAUGACUUUCACAUCCUACUGACCCUCAUCCCUAUGAGCACAUAGGACACACACCAGGCACACAAAUAAAUCCAAAAGUUCUUGGCACAUCUUUAAAUGUCUCCAAAAGCAUGAAUUCUAAAACCAAAAUGAACCAACACUGUAUCAUAGCAAAUUAGUAAAAUGCGCAGAAUAUCAAAUGUAAUUCUGUGCAUCUGUAAUCCCUGUCCUCAAUUCACUUUGCUUGAAGCUUUCUUGCCCAAAAGGUAGCCCUGAAUCCAAAUCCAUUUAUCAUUAACAGGAUACUUCUGGAAGAGGCCGGGUGCUAUUCAAUGGGUGUAAAAUGUUGAGUUUACAGGUCUCAGUGGCUGGGGACCUUACGCUGUGCCCAUCCCUAUGAAAGCCCCUUCUUCCCACAUUCCUUGUGGAACAGCUUGUAGACACUCAGAAGCAAUUGCUAAACUGUCUUUAUUCCAAAAGCCCAGUUGGCCAAUAGAAAAGGCAAAGACAAAGGGAAAAUGGCAGCAUCACUCCUCGAUGGGACCCCACUGCAAGCUGGAAAGAAGGAAGUUCCAUUCAUUGCCUUCCAUACAUGUAAUCCAUUGCAUUCCAGAAAAGAGAACAGUGCCCAACAUUUUGGGAGAAAGGGAGGAACGUCAUGUGAGCUUCACCAUUAUUUUGACCUGGAGCUCACAGUUUAAUGCAGCAUGCUGUGAGCUGUAGCUCUGUAGUUAGGACCAAGCAGCAGUGAGGGGAUUUGAGCCCACCGGCGUAUGUGCAUUGAGGCUCACGCUACCUAGGGUCAAAGAUCUAGAAAUGGUUCCUCUCAAAUUGGAAGACAUUGAAGACAGCAGAGGUUCAUGUGGGAAGAGACUUGUCAGGGGAAAUUAGUGAUUUUUUAAAACCUCAGAAUUGUUUUUAAUCUCUUUUAUUUUCAGGGGUAUAUAUGGGUGGGGACCAACAUGGCUGCUCAAAGAAGUCUAAUUAAACAUUUCAGGUAUUUGAUUAGUUGCUUUAGUAGCGGUUGCUGGUUGUUCAUUAGCUUAGUAAGAGAAGAUUUUUAAUAAAUGCAGUAUUUUAUUCUAGCAGUGCAGUAGUUUCUGAGUACUCAAGUUCCCAUUCACGAAUAAACCAGUCAGCACGCUGCUCUGAGUCCAGCCAUUCUUUUCUUUCCUGACCUCCUGGGGAAAGACAAUCAAGCAGUGCUGUUAAAUAUUUCUCCAGCCCUCUUGCUUCUUAAUAGAUCUAUCACCGUAUGCUUCCUGGGAAGCAUUGGACAAACUUGUCAGAAGUGAGUAUGUUUUGAGCAGGCCUGUAGCUUGACGACCUUCUGAGACAUUGACAGUGAAUGAAAUGUAUUUAGCGGAGCAAUGCGGCCUAGGUUUGUUACGUACAGGCUACCCUUGUUUUUAAAAAAUAAAUAAAUUGUUGUAUCUUAGUUGUUUAAAGACUUUUUCAAAAAAAAUUACAAAUGAGUUAAGGAUCACUUCUGAUCCUGAGCUGUGUCUACUUUUUUGGGCCCUUUGUUUCUAUGGCAGUACGUUACUGAGGAGCAAUCACGAGUGAUACUGCCAUCUCACCGUACUUAUCUAUAAAUGACCAGAGGUUGACAGGCCCAGAAAAUGAGAGAAAGCUCAACUCUGAGCAUUUUAAAACGUUAGGUUCCAAUUUCCUUUUCAGUUAUUUUCUGCAAAGAGAAAUGACAGUGCAAGUUUGACUUUUGGGGGAAAAAAGCACUGCUAUUUUAAAAUAUAGGGGCAAUUAAAAGAAAUAAAGAAGGAAUGGAAUGGCACAAAGUUAGCCCAGGAUCAUGGAGCAAUAGGUGCUCUAUCAGUCCCUGGAGCAUUAACUGCACUGUGAUUGUGAAAGCCCUCAAUUGUCCAGGAGUACCUGGUCAGCCCCAGGUUGUUGCAGAUGGAGAUGUGAGCAAUAAUACAUCCUGGAUCCAGUGGUAUGUUGGGUAGGCUCAACUCUGGAGCUGCCUGGCCUGAGUGGCAACAUUGUAAAGAUACAUCAUGGCACAGACAGUGACCUGCCCAUUGUGAAGGAAACAGCCCAAUCCAGGUAUGUUUUCUGCUCUGUUUAGAUUGUUCAAACUUCGCCGUUUUGCAAAAGGUCCAAAUGUAAAGGGCUGAUCUCCAGAAUCUCUCUCCAACUGUCCACUGGCUGUUUGCAACUAGGUAGGGUUUAAAAUGUGCCUGUCUAUAAAUGUAGACCUGGAAUUAACCCCACACGGUGCUGCCAAAUUUAUUUUCCUGCAGAAUAUCAAGUCUGCCUUGUGUGAACUAUGAAGAAACAGGACAGGGUGUGGCAUAACUUCCUUUCACGAUGAGUGCUGUGCCCUAUUGAUGUACCAAGAGCUGAAGCCACCUGAUCAGAAGGGAUACUGCAGCUUUGAUGUGGUACUCAGUAAUAGAGGGGUGGGAGGAAGACAGUGGGAAUUGAAGGAUGAGGCUGAACAUGUUUUUCUUGUUCACUCAUGUUAAAGCCACAUUGAGCUCCUGGUAAUUUACUACAACUAUCUUGCAGAAGUGCAGGGAAGUGUUAAAUUUCUGCACAUUAAAACCAGACAGAAAACCCCUCAGCUCCAAACAGGCAGGGGAAUUGUUUUGUUAUAUUACUAAUUUAUUCAAAGUAGUUUCAGUGGUUUUUUUUCACUGUAUUUCUAUUGUGCAACUGUAUCUUCAAUGGUAGAUCUCUCUUCAGGAAUCUUUGGGCAUGAGCAUACUGUAUCCUUGUGAUCUGUGUUUGACAGUGUUACCUCCCAGUUGUCACAGUUAUGUAUAAAAUAAAUACAUUUAGGAAACAUAA